Molecule: messenger RNA, 463 nt
Organism: Tigriopus californicus
Lineage: Eukaryota; Metazoa; Arthropoda; Copepoda; Harpacticoida; Harpacticidae
Exons: 2
Coding region: 63-401 (112 amino acids)
Source: RefSeq, a predicted model, not a curated record
CAUGUUCCAUUUGUUGGACCCCCCAAGUACCACAAGACUUUCAGUUAUCUGGAGUGGGAAACAUGGGUAUCACGGAUCCAGACAUUUGUUGCGGCUAUGGAUUAGCUGGGGUGGACAUCCGUGGAUAUGACUGUCUACUCGUUCCUUCGGCUAGAAGUGCUGGCCAAGCUCGUUUGAAGGCCAAUCGGUUCUGUGGGGCCUCCAGAGGAUUGGCGGCAAUUGGUUCCCAAAGUGUGAACAUGGUUCCUCCUCUGAAAAUGGGGCUCUCGAUAGCUACUACCAUUUGCUCCAAUCGUGUCCCCUUUGCUAUUCGUUUCGUUUCGGAUAACUUUGAGUUUACCAUGGAAAUCCGCCCUCAAAAGGGUUUCAGGCUCCUUUAUCAACUUUCUGGUUGUACUUGAGAGUAGAUCCAAGAUAUUGGAUCAUUGUGUGAUUAUAGGAUUUGGCGCACAAACUUAAUAAA